Melampsora larici-populina 98AG31 is the source of this 501-nucleotide messenger RNA. RefSeq lists its product as uncharacterized. The record is from RefSeq and is a predicted model, not a curated record. Lineage: Eukaryota; Fungi; Basidiomycota; Pucciniomycetes; Pucciniales; Melampsoraceae. The transcript is spliced from 2 exons. Bases 1 to 501 code for a protein of 166 amino acids.
AUGCUCCGCAGGAGCCAUUCCGCGAGGGGUGCAACCUUGCUGGCUCAGCACAAGCAAAAAUCUCUCACCACACGGCCGAAAAAACAACCACAAUUCAUCAAUGCUAGCGAAGAAUCUCAGCGCGUAGAAGUUGGCAACAUGUUUCAGCCAAGGCACGGAUACCCAGCUCGACCAGAGCAGAUCCAGUCUGUUGUCGAUCUACUCAACGACCGCACCUCGUUCUUAUUAGCCGGAACUGGCUUUGGCAAAAGCCGGGUGCCCGAAAUGUACUAUCACGCUCACGAAACAACUUCGGCGCCCAUUAUCCUCUGUAUUAACCCCUUGGAUGCCCUCGGAGACGAUCAGGUCAGCGAGAAAGAGGCAGUAGAUCUGCGGGCAAUCAAUUUGACUGGCGAAAACUGCACGCAGGACGCGUGUGAUUCCAUUUUGCUCGGCGAUUUCGUCUUCGUCUAUGUGGUAAUGUGUUCAUCCUUGGGUAUACAGAUGAUAUCAUGUGUAUAG